GGCUGAGUGAGCUGCCGCCGCUGCCGCCGCUGCCGCCGCCGGGGGAGGGGCGGCCGCCGCCCGCCUGCGCUCAGAGCCUCACGCAGCCCUAGUCCCGCCAGUCCGCCAACACAGUAGUGCCGGCCCCCCUCCGCCCCUGGCCCUCCCCCUCCCCGCCUUGGGCUCGCUCCGCCUUCUCUGCCCCCCACCCCCACCUCACGGGUACGGGCCAUUCCCGGCCAGGAAACGCCGUGGCGCCGCGUUGGGCCUAACUCGAGUCUCGCUGCCUCCCGGGAGUGCCGUGCGCCGCAGCCCGGGCCCAGGCCCCGGCAGCGCCUGGGUCAAGGAUUCCUCAUGUCCGUAACAUGUUGGCUGAGGCUCUGCAGUUCACCCCCACUCUUUGAGUGGUCAGUCUCCAUUAAUUGGACCCCGUGAUUCCCACCCUCUGCUGUCUUGGACGUCAUGAGCAUUGCAAUCCCUCUGGGAGUCACCACACCAGAUACAUCCUACUCAGAUAUGGCUGCUGGAUCAGACUAAGAGCAGCGUUAGGAAUUCAGAAUUUGUCGAAAGGCCUAAUCCCUAAAAUAGACUCAGUUCUUUGAAGAAUUUAAAUGCCAAAUGACAAUGAAGAAAGGAAGUGGAAGCCCCCUACCUUUCAAGACGAAGUGGCACUACACCAGGAUGUGAGAGUCCAGCGAAAGAGACCCAAGGGGCCUAGGGGGCAGCACACCCCCAGAAGCCAAGUCUAUUCCAGGCAGUACCAGGGAUUAGGGUCUGGGCUGGAAAAAUCCUGGUGUUUUGAAUAUGUUCAGGUCCAGUUCAGACUCUUGAUCCCACAGCCACUUCUUGAGUGAGGGUAUCCUGUCUUGGUAGUGAAUGGAAGAGGGCCUGGUCCCUGGGGCAGUGCAGAAGGCACUUUCAUCAUCUCACUCACUGCAAAUGUCAUGUGAGGUUUCAUGGAAGUAUUAAGAGAUCCAAUUAAGAAGAAUAGUUCUGAGUCUAAACCAGCCCAGAGUGGCUUCUCUAGGGGAAACUCCCCGCUCUGCUGCCCUGAAUCUGUGGAGGCUAGUCCAGCAGUUAAUGAGAAGAGCGUGUAUUCCACUCAUAAUUAUGGGACCACUCAGAGGCAUGGGUGUCGAGGACUGCCUUAUGCUGAUCAUAAUUACGGAGCCCCUCCUCCUCCGACACCUCCUGCUUCUCCCCCUGUCCAGACGAUCAUCCCUCGUUCUGACCUGAAUGGCCUGCCGUCGCCCGUAGAGGAACGCUGUGGAGACAGCCCGAACUCUGAAGGAGAGACUGUUCCUACCUGGUGUCCUUGUGGUCUUUCUCAGGAUGGCUUCCUUCUCAACUGUGACAAGUGCAGGGGAAUGAGCAGGGGGAAGGUUAUUAGACUUCAUCGGCGGAAGCAGGACAACAUAUCAGGUGGGGAUAGCAGUGCAACAGAAAGCUGGGAUGAGGAGCUUUCUCCUUCCACUGUGUUGUACACAGCAACACAGCACACACCUACAAGCAUCACCUUAACUGUUAGAAGAACCAAACCCAAGAAGCGGAAAAAGAGUCCAGAAAAGGGUCGUGCAGCACCAAAGACGAAGAAGAUCAAGAAUUCUCCCUCUGAAGCACAGAAUUUAGAUGAAAAUACCACUGAGGGCUGGGAAAAUCGGAUAAGACUAUGGACUGAUCAGUAUGAAGAAGCUUUCACUAAUCAGUACAGUGCAGAUGUACAGAAUGCCCUUGAGCAACAUCUCCAUUCUAACAAGGAAUUUGUGGGCAAACCUGCUAUUUUAGACACUAUUAAUAAAACUGAACUGGCCUGUAAUAAUACAGUAAUUGGUUCCCAAAUGCAGUUACAGCUGGGAAGAGUCACUCGUGUUCAAAAGCACCGGAAAAUCCUGAGGGCUGCAAGAGAUUUGGCUUUGGACACUCUUAUAAUAGAAUAUCGUGGGAAAGUCAUGUUACGACAACAAUUUGAGGUCAAUGGGCAUUUCUUUAAAAAACCAUAUCCCUUUGUGCUCUUCUACUCAAAAUUCAAUGGUGUAGAGAUGUGUGUCGAUGCUCGUACUUUCGGUAAUGAUGCUCGGUUCAUCAGAAGAUCAUGUACACCAAAUGCAGAGGUGAGACACAUGAUUGCAGAUGGGAUGAUUCACUUGUGUAUCUAUGCUGUAUCUGCUAUCACCAAGGAUGCUGAAGUCACCAUUGCAUUUGAUUAUGAAUAUAGUAACUGUAAUUACAAAGUGGACUGUGCUUGUCACAAGGGAAACCGAAAUUGCCCUAUACAGAAAAGAAAUCCCAAUGCUGCAGAAUUGCCACUCCCACCUCCUCCUAGCUUUCCCACCAUUGGAGCAGAGACCAGACGUAGAAAAGCACGGCGGAAAGAGCUGGAGAUGGAGCAGAAAAAUGAGGUUCCAGAAGAGAAUCAUGACCCACAACCACAAGAAGUUCCAGAAAAAGUAACUGUAUCCAGUGAACACGAGGAAGUUGACAAUCCAGAAGAAAAACCAGAAGAAGAAGAAAAAGAAGAGGCUACAGACGACCAGGAGAACUCUGCUCAGAGCAGAAGGACUCGAGAAGACAGAAAGGUUGAAGCCAUCAUGCAUGCUUUUGAAUCUUUAGAGAAGAGAAAGAAACGGCGGGAUCAGCCUAUAGAACAGAGCAACUCGGACAUAGAGAUUACUACUAGCAGUUCAGAGAUAGUAGUUGGAGAAGAGACAAAAACUGCAGCCCCUGAGUCUGAAAUUAGUAGCCCUGUUUCAAAUGUUGCCAUCCCAAGCACCCCACAGAGCACUGGUGUGAAUACUCGGAGGUCUUCCCAUGCUGGGGAUGUAGCUGCAGAAAAGCCAAUCCCCAAACCACCUCCAGCUAAGCCUUCUAGACCCCGACCGAAAAGUAGAAUUUCUCGGUACCGGACCAGUUCAGCCCAAAGACUAAAACGCCAGAAGCAGGCCAUUGCACAACAGGCAGAACUGUCACAAGCUGCCUUGGAAGAAGGAGGAAGUAACAACUCAGUAACUCCUCCUGAAGCUGGAAAUACAGACAGUUCAGGAGAGAACAGACAGUUAACAGGGUCUGACCCAACUGUGAUACCAGUUACUGGAUCCCAUGUCAACCGUUCUGCAUCUAAAUACCCCAAAACCAAAAAGUAUCUAGUUACAGAAUGGUUAAAUGACAAGGCAGAGAAGCAAGAAUGCCCUGUUGAGUGUCCUUUGCGUAUCACCACUGACCCAACUGUGUUGGCAACAACCCUGAACAUGCUACCGGGUCUUAUUCAUUCCCCAUUAAUUUGUACCACCCCCAAACACUACAUUCGCUUUGGCUCACCCUUUAUGCCCGAGAGGCGUCGAAGGCCCCUUCUGCCUGAUGGCACAUUCAGCUCCUGUAAGAAGCGCUGGAUAAAGCAAGCCUUGGAAGAAGGGAUGACUCAGACAUCAUCUGUGCCCCAAGAGACUAGAACACAGCACCUAUACCAAAGUAAUGAGACUAGUAAUUCUUCUAGUAUCUGUAAAGACAAUGCAGACUUACUGAGCCCAUUAAAGAAAUGGAAGUCUCGAUAUCUGAUGGAGCAGAAUAUCACCAAGUUGCUUCAGCCUCUGUCUCCAGUUACACCACCCCCACCCAGCUCAGGCUCAAAGAGUCCCCAGCUGACCACACCUGGCCAGACUCACCCAGGAGAAGAGGAGUGUCGAAAUGGAUACAGCCUCAUGUUCUCACCAAUCACAUCUCUUACUACUGCUAGUCGUUCCAACACUCCUCUGCAGUUUGAGCUUUGUCACCGAAAAGACCUAGAUUUGACAAAAGUGGGAUACCCAGACUCAAGCACUCACAGCUGCGCUGAUAGGCCCUCCCUGCUCAACUGCAAUCAUCCUGACCUGGCUUCUCAUCCCUCUGUUGUUCCCACCUCCGAGGCUGGCUUCCCAAGCAGGAGUGGAGAUGGUCCUCAGACCUUGCUGAGAAACUCAGACCAGGCGUUUAGGACAGAGUUCAAUUUGAUGUACGCCUACUCCCCUUUGAAUGCUAUGCCUCGAGCAGAUGGACUGUAUAGAGGGUCUCCCUUGGUGGGGGACAGGAAACCUUUACAUUUAGAUGGAGGAUAUUGUUCCCCUGCAGAAGGCUUUUCCAGCAGAUAUGAACAUGGCUUUAUGAAAGACCUCUCUCGGGGAUCCAUGUCACCUGGUGGUGAAAGGACCUGUGAAGGAGUCCCAUCUGCUCCUCAGAACCCACCGCAAAGGAAAAAGGUAUCCUUGCUAGAGUACCGCAAAAGAAAACAAGAAGCUAAGGAGAAUAAUGGUGGAGGAAAUGACUCUUCACAGAGCAAAAGCAAGUCUUCAGGAGCUGGGCUAGGCAGCAGUAACUCUGUCUCUGACCCUGGGGCCCACGGUGUGCAGGGGUCCUCAGCUGGAACCCCCUCAUCCCCUCACAAAACGUUUUCCCCGUCUCAUUCCUCUACAUCACAUUUGGAGGCGGUAAGCCCAUCAGAUUCCAGGGGCACUUCUUCCUCUCACUGCAGACCUCAAGAAAACAUCAGCAGUAGGUGGAUGGUUCCUACGUCAGUUGAACGCCUCCGAGAAGGAGGUAGCAUCCCUAAGGUUCUUCGAAGCAGUGUGAGGGUUGCCCAGAAGGGAGAGCCUUCUCCAACGUGGGAGAGUAACAUCACAGAGAAAGAGUCAGACCCUGCAGAUGGAGAAGGCCCAGAGCCAUUGAGCUCAGCACUCUCUAAAGGAGCAACUGUUUACAGCCCUUCCAGAUAUAGCUACCAGCUCCUGCAGUGUGACAGUCCACGGACAGAAUCACAAAGCCUCCUUCAGCAGAGUUCGUCCCCCUUUAGAGGACAUCCCACCCAAUCUCCAGGAUACAGUUAUCGAACUACUGCACUGAGACCUGGAAACCCUCCCUCUCAUGGCUCUUCAGAAUCAUCCCUCUCUUCCACAUCCUACCCCAGCCCUGCCCACCCUGUGUCUACAGACUCGUUGGCCCCAUUUACGGGGACUCCAGGGUAUUACAGCAGCCAGCCGCAUUCUGGAAACAGCACUGGCAGCAAUCUUCCAAGGAGGAGCUGUUCUUCAAGUGCUGCUAGCCCUACCCCACAGGGCCCCUCAGACUCACCGACCUCAGACUCGGUUUCUCAGUCCAGCACAGGAACUCUGAGUUCCACCUCCUUUCCUCAGAACUCUAGGUCGUCAUUGCCAUCAGACUUACGGACUAUCAGUCUGCCCAAUGCUGGGCAGUCAGCUGCCUACCAGGCCUCCAGGGUAUCUGCGGUCUCCAAUUCACAGCACUACCCACAUCGUGGUAGUGGGGGUGUACACCAGUACCGACUCCAGCCACUGCAAGGGUCAGGAGUCAAGACUCAGACAGGACUUUCCUAGGGCUUCUGGAUAUGGGCAAACUGAACUUAAUGAGCCCAUAGCUGCUUCCUUCCAGCUGCCUCUGGAAUCAAGGCCGAGCAUAUUGCUGGGGAAGAGGGGUACAAGGUGCCAGAGGAAUGGGUCUGGUCAGCAAGAAAUGAGACUUGUGGUCAUGACUGGCCUCCGGCCUUGGAGAAAGAUGUAAAUCUUGUCUGAAGCAGAGACUAUAAAGAAGUUCUCCCUGCUGUUAAGGGUACAUUGUUAACAAGCAAAUGGUGUUCCGGUUAGUAACGGUUCUAAGUGCAAUGGCUUGUGUUGAAGCCUGUGUCUCCCAUCCUUGCCUGUAGCCUGUAGUCACUUGUGCAGUGAGGACAUCUUUUUCAAUAAAAUUU
Mus pahari (shrew mouse) is the source of this 5710-nucleotide messenger RNA. RefSeq names its product SET domain containing 5 (gene Setd5). The coding region runs from base 936 to 5339 and encodes 1467 amino acids. Lineage: Eukaryota; Metazoa; Chordata; Mammalia; Rodentia; Muridae. The transcript has 25 exons. The record is from RefSeq and is a predicted model, not a curated record. Gene Ontology annotation, molecular function: protein binding.